Molecule: messenger RNA, 321 nt
Organism: Caenorhabditis bovis
Lineage: Eukaryota; Metazoa; Nematoda; Chromadorea; Rhabditida; Rhabditidae
Source: the annotation of a GenBank genome assembly
AUGGAGGAACCAACCCCGAGUGAUUUAAUUUGUGUCGAGAAGAAUGAUAAUUUGUCGGAAGCUGAAAAGGCGGUGAAAGAAUAUCUGGGAAAGAGAUAUGAGGUGUGGUUGACUGAUGGUCGAAUUGUUCGCGGAACAUUAGUAUGCACUGACAAAGAUGCGAAUAUGGUCUUCAUUAGGACUGAUGAGCGAUGGCGAGAUUCCCAAGAUAUGCGUUGGACCGGUCAAGCAAUGAUCGCGAAGCGCCACGUUACCGGAAUGUACCUUCUGCCGCCGCCGCCACCAUCAGCAAUCCCGACAACGUCGGAAACGGCCGAAUAA